Nymphaea colorata (pocket water lily) is the source of this 2649-nucleotide messenger RNA. Its product is annotated as calcium-dependent protein kinase 10-like. Gene Ontology annotation, biological process: intracellular signal transduction; peptidyl-serine phosphorylation; protein autophosphorylation. Bases 398 to 2038 code for a protein of 546 amino acids. Gene Ontology annotation, cellular component: nucleus; cytoplasm. The record is from RefSeq and is a predicted model, not a curated record. NCBI's taxonomy places the organism in Eukaryota, Viridiplantae, Streptophyta, Magnoliopsida, Nymphaeales, Nymphaeaceae. The transcript is spliced from 8 exons. Gene Ontology annotation, molecular function: calcium/calmodulin-dependent protein kinase activity; calcium ion binding; calcium-dependent protein serine/threonine kinase activity.
UGGUGUGGAAGGAGGAGGAGAGAGAGGAGAAGAAGAGGAUGAUGAUGAUGAUGAUGGGAUGAUGGUGAUGAUCUCUCCCUCCUGGACUCUUCUUUUCUCGCCCCUUUCGGUCGUCUUCCUCGCCUCGACAGGUACGCGGAAGAGGCGGAGCUCCGCCUGCCGCCGCCAUCACUACUACUGUUGCCUGGUCCUUCCCGCCACCGUCCUCACCAAUACUAACGACAGUUGUCCUUCUGCCCUCUCAUUAAGAGCGAAAAGAAGAGAGAGAGAUAUUUCUCACCGCCACCACCACCCAUCAACUAAUCCUUCCAACGGGAGAUUCCUUCUCUAUUCUUAAUUCCAGAGAGAAAGAGAGAGAGAGAGGGAGAGAGUCGUUGGUGGUUUGUAAGGUGAGGCAAUGGGGAACUGCCUCUGCUGCUCCUCGGAGUCCGCUUCGCCGGGGAAGCAGCAAAGCCAUGAGCAACAGAAGCAGAAAAAGCGGCGGAAAAGAAAGGAGCAGCGGCCUAACCCAUUUGCUGGCAACUACGGUGGGACGGGGACGGUGCCGGCCGUGCGGGUCCUGAAGGACGUCCCUGUUGGCCGGAGCUGCAUCACCGAUAAGUACGUGCUUGGGAGGGAGCUCGGGCGAGGGGAGUUCGGCAUCACCUACCUCUGUACCGACCGGGAAACCCGCGAGGCUCUCGCCUGCAAGUCUAUCUCCAAGCGGAAGCUCCGGACAGCCAUCGACGUGGAGGACGUCCGGCGGGAGGUAGCCAUCAUGGGCAGUCUUCCCGACCACCCUAACGUCGUGAAGCUCCGCGCCACCUACGAGGACGCAGACGCCGUCCACCUCGUCAUGGAGCUCUGCGAGGGCGGGGAGCUCUUCGACCGAAUUGUCGCUCGUGGCCACUACAGCGAGCGCGCCGCCGCGACCGUUACCCGCACCAUCGUGGAGGUCGUCCAGAUGUGUCAUAAAAACGGCGUGAUUCACAGAGACCUGAAGCCAGAGAAUUUUCUGUUCGCAAAUAAAAAGGAGAAUUCGCUGCUAAAAGCGAUUGAUUUCGGACUUUCGGUCUUCUUCAAACCAGGUGAACGAUUUUCAGAGAUUGUAGGAAGCCCAUAUUACAUGGCACCGGAAGUUUUGAAGCGCAAUUAUGGGCAGGAGGUCGAUGUGUGGAGUGCAGGAGUAAUCCUCUACAUUCUGUUGUGUGGGGUACCGCCGUUUUGGGCAGAAACCGAGCAAGGUGUUGCUCAGGCGAUUCUUCGGUGCGUCGUUGACUUCAAGAGAGAUCCUUGGCCCAAAGUUUCUGACACUGCAAAAAGUCUUGUUCGCCAGAUGCUAGAGCCUGAUCCAAGGAGAAGGUUGACAGCUCAGCAGGUUCUUGAUCAUCCUUGGUUACAAAAUGCUAAAAAGGCUCCAAAUGUUCCUCUGGGAGAUAUUGUGAGGUCAAGGCUCAAGCAGUUCUCUAUGAUGAAUAGAUUCAAAAAGAAAGCCCUGAGGGUAAUUGCGGAACAUUUGUCUGUUGAAGAAGUAGAAAUCAUAAGAGACAUGUUUAGAUUGAUGGACACUGACAACAAUGGAAAAAUUACUUUUGAGGAAUUAAAAGCUGGUCUGCAGAAAGUUGGAUCCCAGUUAGCUGAGCCUGAAAUGCAAAUGUUGAUGGAAGCGGCCGAUGUUGAUGGGAAUGGAACAUUGGACUAUGGGGAAUUUGUCACAGUCACAGUCCACUUGCAGAAGAUGGAAAAUGACGAGCACUUUAGAAGAGCCUUUUUGUUUUUUGACAAGGAUGAAAGUGGUUAUAUUGAAAUGGAUGAGCUAAGGGAAGCACUGAUGGAUGAAUAUGGAGAAACUGAUGGUGAAGUAUUAAAUGAUAUUAUGCGUGAGGUAGAUACAGAUAAGGAUGGUCGCAUCAGUUAUGCGGAAUUUAUAUCCAUGAUGAAAACGGGAACGGAUUGGAGAAUGGCUUCUCGUCACUAUUCAAGAGAGAGAUUCAAGAGCCUAAGCAUUAAUCUAAUGAAGGAUGGCUCCCUGAAAGUUGAUGAUGAUUUCAAGGGUUGAUGAAGCAGGCAUGCAUCCAGUUCUUUGGAUAAUCUCAUGUGAAACUCAAAAAGGAGUUUGUUUAUGAUGCUGUGAGGUUUGAUGCCUAGAUGAGCAUCUGCCCUUGACAGUAUCUUUGAGUACCAAAUCAAUUGUUUGUUCCAAGUGAUGCCAACAGGCGUGCAAUUGCAAUCUGUAUGAAACGGUGGUCUUCAUACAGAAAGAUGAAGAAAGCUGCAUUUGUUGGAAAAUUUGGCGGUUUAUGUUUGCUCACUUGUUUGUUUCGUUCAAAAAUGUGCCGUAUAUAUGUGUAUCUUCUAAAACAAGGCAGAUUUGCAGAGGGUUAUUUUGUCCACUAGAAAUCCAAGCAUCAGAAAGGAAAUGUAUUCUUGUAUUUAAGAGUGUCUUCUCACAUUUCUUCCAUGUUGGUCUUCUAAGGAGAUUGACAGACCACUUCUUCAUGCCCUCUAAUUUGUUUCUUUUUUGGAGGUCUCCAGCGGGUGUUCCUUUGCAACAAAUGCUGAGUGAAUGGCUGUGCCUGCAAAAGAAAGGCUUGUACAUGUAAGCGAGAUUGCUCAUGUGGGUUUACUUUUACUUUGUUCCAAUGUUUAGAUAUUUUUAUUUGAGUUUCA